AUGGCCGAGAGUCUCUCCUAUUCGCUGCACGCAGUCCGCGUCCCUGUGCCGCCCUCUCCCCAUAGUCCGUUACGUUCUCCGAAGCGCAGGCAACAGCUACCCGUAGAGGAUGACCCGCUACUAGCAAGGCUCUCUCCGGAAGCAAUCCUCGACGCUCUUGCCGCUAUCAACGCUGUAUCCAAGCAUGAAAGACAGGCAAAGGAUCUCCUUACCAAAAGCAUAUCCCAGGUUUCACCAGAGGAUCGAGCCUUGGGGGCUCGAGCGGCCAUUGCAGCCAAAAAGCUGAGGGAAUGGCUGAAGGAGUUGCAAGCGUGGCAAUGGCCAAAGGGCCUCAGCAUACAGCAAGGCAAGGGCUUUGAGCCGCCAUCGACAAACGGGUCGAGUGCUCAAGUAGAGUUCUGGGGCAGUCUUCCAGCUAGCCUGGUUGGAGAGUAUGAAGCACGGAUCGAAGAAAUCCAUGACGGUAUGGACAGUCUAAACGUCGAUGAGCUGAAGGAACACAUCAUGAACGUCCACGUACCAGGUCGCUCGCGGCCGUCGUCGGCACAUAGUGCUCUAAGUUCGAUUUCCGCUCCUCCGUUCACUCAUACGCAAUUAAGCGACUUUACUGCCGUCAUCACCGCCACAAUCCUGAGGGCCCUACCCACAUUGGCACGGCUGAACGUGUUGCUCGAUACCUGGAAUGCGAGACUGCUUGUAUUGCGGCAAAUUCCUGAGCUCUUGGAUUCAAUAAACGCUGCACGUGCAUCUCUCGACUUUGCAAUUGCAAUGCUGUCGACAGAAAAUCCACUUCACAAUACUCGCCCUCCCAUCCUUGACGUGACUUCGAAGAAGGAAGAACUCGUACAAGUAAUCGGCGUGGCGGGGUCACGUAUGGACACAGUUCUUGAUGCUUUGGAGGGCCGCGAAGACUCUAUACCUGAAAUUUGGAUUGACAAUAUGGAUCGGCUUGAGGCAGACUUCGCUACAUGGGUCCAACAAGCGGAGAAGCUGGCAAUUGAACGAGAGUGGAGAACUAACACAGAAGAGCCCGCGAAGUCCGCUGUGGAGGAUCUCGAGUUGCAGCGUGAUGUGUCUACAAAUCAUCAAGUGCCUAAUUCAGCGAGGGAGCACGAUUGUGAAACACCCAUUGAAAGUUCACCUUCACCUUCUGUUGAAAAAUCAUUGUAUCCUAGUUUUGAAGUCAACACCAACAUCCAGCACACAUCAUCCUCUUCAGAGGGCAAGCGUGUGUUACCCUCAGGAUCUUUUGUCAAUCCUCCUAUCACUGCUCAGGGUAUAGCUCUUACAUCUAUACCCGAGAACGAGGAAGUCCCAAAGCCUGUCACUCCAGAUUAUUCUCCAGCCUUUGAACCAAAGAGACCGCAAAUGUCGCAAUCCUUGCCGACAGAGUCACUUCUUGCCACUUCAUCAGAUACAACAGAGAUUGCUGGGGAUAUACCUAUACCCAAUUCUUCAAUCUCAGUCGCUGACUCAAACUCCAAGCACGAGCAAGCAGCCAACGAAACUCCUAGUCAUAGCAAUCGGGAAGAUACAGUCCCUAUGGAGGAAAACUUGGAUGCGCUCAAAACAAACAAAAAAUUGGACCCCGGAAAGACAGAGCCCCAGCUAGAUAAAGGGAAACCCGAUCUAUGCAACGUGGAGCUAUCGAAAAGCCCGUCAGUUAUUGGUAAUAGAGCUUCCAGUUACGUCCCUGAAAAACAAUCGGACACCACUAUCCUCACUCCGGAGCAUGAUGCCAAUUCACCAGAAGAUGCUUUCAGACCGAAAUUUAGCACUGAAGAACAUUCCGUCCUCGAAGAGUCCUUGCCGACAAUUAACGCUGAUUCAUCUUUAGUGCCAGAGAUUGAUAAUUUUGGCCCACCAAGAGAAGAAGCUGAUGACCUUGACCUUGGGGACGAGGUCAAGAAAGGAAAGGAAGAAUUGGACGCGGGUGGCCACGUUCCCGGCUCCGAAAAUAUCCCUCAGCAACGGCCUAUAGUACAGCCGGCUCAUGGAUCCAAUGAUAUGGAUGCCGAGGUGUUGGAAAAGAUGCGUCGAGAAACUGGUGCGGAUGAAUUGGGCACUGGUAACUCAGUCCUGGAACUCAAAGACAACCAAUCCUCGCCCCGGCUUUUACAUCCCGAAGGUCCAAAGCCUACCUCGGCUAUGUCGCAUGUGCAAGAAGGAGUCAAUGUCAAAGAAACAAGCGAAGACCGCUUAGAAGACUCUCCUGCUGGCGAAGUGACAGCCGAUCGACAAAUUAAUCCCUCGUCAAAGCCGAGCCCCCCUCUAGAUCCUGAUGUACCAGUUCAGUCAAUUGAAUCAGAUGUCGACCACAACAUACCUACAGAUCCAAUGCCACCGUCUUUUACUAGAACGGUUUCGGGUGGACCACCAGCUCAGGAUCCCACUGUACACUUUUCACCUAGGCUUUUCAGCAGUGCGAGUGAUAGGACAAUUCGUGGAAUCGGUUCUCCGCAGCUAAGUAGCUCUGUACUGCAUGAUCUCCAAUCAUUCCAACAUACCAAAAAUGCGAGCCUGCCUUUACAGCGCUUUAUUGAUGAUGAAACCGACGUCAAUUAUUCGAUCAAUCAUGAUAUGCAUUCUGAUAGUUCUUCCUCUCGUGAAGAACUCUCCGACUCACCACGAUAUUUCCGCGAGAACUCCGAAAUCCCCAGAUUCCGCAAUCGAAGUGAAUCUCCCCCGCCGAAUGUAGUUCCCCGACGGGCUGUACGGGGUCCUAGCUCAAGCUUGAUGAGAGGCACCAUCUCCUCACUGAAUAAAGUUGUUGGAACUACAAACAAUGAAACUACGUCUGAACGACUUCAUUCACGUCACAGACUUGGAUCACCUUACGAUGUUGACGACUCAGAUUCAACACCGUGGCGUCGAAAAUCGUCUACAAAAGGCUUCCUUCAAGCCCCUAGCCAUCAUUUGCAGAACCAGCCAAGUAUGGAAAGCAUUGGUUCAUAUGGUUCCAGUAAUGGCACCGGGCGCAGAAGGUACUCAUUCUCCACUGACGGUGGAUCUUUCGCUAUACGACCAGUCAAUGAAGCCGACAGCGAUCUCCAAGAGAAAAUUCACACCAUACUCACAGGUAUCCCUGGCAAAAUUCGCCUCAGCAACAAGCCUGCAAGUGACUAUGACCAGCAGUCGGUGAUAUCAUCAAUCUCGUCUACGAAGAGAAACCGUAUUCAGGCGCGAUCUCCCUUUUCUACACCCAGUCGAGCAGGUACUCCCGCACCAUCUGAAGGUUUCCCAUCAUCGUCCAAGCAAAGGCGUACAACUUCGCACAAAAGCGAAGACAAAACUGUCAGGGUCUAUCAUUUACAUCAUCGUGGGAAAACAGAACCAACAAAAUUGUUUGUACGGACUGUUGGUGAAGACGGGGAACGAGUCAUGGUCCGUGUCGGUGGCGGCUGGGCCGAUCUGGGCGAGUAUCUACGUGAGUAUGUUCUGCAUCACGGCCGACAGACUCCAUCAAACAGUAAUGUCGAAGUGAAAGAUCUUUCAGCAACAGCUAAUUCCCCGGGAUCAACAACCUCAACGGCUACUGCAGUGGCUAUGCCAUCUAGCCCGGACCAUCCGUCAACGAUGUGUGACAGGCCCGCUUCAUCUCUUUCUGUUCGCAAAACCAGACGAAUUUCCAGGCCGUCUGAGCUUCCGGAAUUAGCAAUUGACAGUGUGGAAACUGUAGCGGACAAUCUUCCAUUGCCGUCUUUUCCAUCAGGUCGACGAACAUCGGUUUCGUCUCUCAACUCGGUCAGCGUAACCUCUAUUCUCGGUGACGGUUCCAGUGUCUACUCUCCCCAUCCGGGAUCAGCGAGGACUCCUCAUUCUGUGUCUACCCCUCUAGGUCUAGCUGGUCCGAAGCCACGAAGCAGACACGUAUCAAUGACGCCGGAGAGCGAAGCCUGGGUAGAAGAUGUCAUUGGUCAAGCGCGGCGGACUUCGUCGAUUGUCAAACCAACACAAAGACACAGCGAUCAUCAUCUGAUGAACCGUGACGUUCUUAAUUCCUCGAGAAUGGGCACUCGCAGUGUCAGUGAUCUUGCUUCAGUAGGUCGAAGCAAGCGCGUUAUCUUGAAAGGCCUCGAAUCACAAGACCGAUCGUGA
Messenger RNA from Talaromyces atroroseus, 4098 nucleotides. RefSeq lists its product as hypothetical. The record is from RefSeq and is a predicted model, not a curated record. Gene Ontology annotation, molecular function: microtubule binding. Bases 1 to 4098 code for a protein of 1365 amino acids. The transcript has a single exon. NCBI's taxonomy places the organism in Eukaryota, Fungi, Ascomycota, Eurotiomycetes, Eurotiales, Trichocomaceae.